Morchella importuna is the source of this 3528-nucleotide messenger RNA. RefSeq lists its product as uncharacterized. Lineage: Eukaryota; Fungi; Ascomycota; Pezizomycetes; Pezizales; Morchellaceae. The transcript has 4 exons. Bases 1 to 3528 code for a protein of 1175 amino acids. Gene Ontology annotation, molecular function: glutamate synthase (NADH) activity. The record is from RefSeq and is a predicted model, not a curated record. Gene Ontology annotation, biological process: ammonia assimilation cycle.
AUGGCCCCAUCCUACGAGUCCGAAUACGAAAUCAUUGAAGAGGAGCCUACAAAUAUCUUCGACUACCAGGACACACCUGAGAACCAGUCAUGGGCUGGUACUUUACCACUCAAACAGGGUCUUUACGACCCUGAAUUGGAGAAGGACGCUUGCGGUGUAGGUUUUGCUGCUCACAUCAAGGGUGUUGCUAGUCAUAAAAUUCUCAGUGAUGCACGAAGCCUAUUGUGCAACAUGACCCAUCGAGGUGCUGUUGGUUCCGAUGCCAGAGACGGUGAUGGAGCUGGUGUCAUGACCUCUAUCCCUCAUAAGUUCUUUGUGAAAGAGUUUACUGGGACGACGGGCUUUGUGUUGCCCCCACAAGGCCAGUACGCUGUUGGUAACUUGUUUUUCAAACCAGAUGAAGACAUCCUAGUUCGAAGCAAGGCAAAAUUUGAGAAACUUGCGGAGCAAUAUGGUCUUCGUGUUCUAGGAUGGAGAGAUGUACCUCGUGACAGCACUCUUUUGGGGCCAGCUGCUUUGUCUCGGGAGCCCAAGAUUCUUCAACCCUUUGUCGUGCUCAAAAGCUCUUAUGGUGCGGGAAAGGAGCCGGAAAAUACAGAUUCAAGUUUCGAUGAGAAAUACUUCGAACGACAACUAUAUGUGCUGCGGAAAGUUGCGACCAAAGAGAUCGGGCUUCAUAAUUGGUUCUACAUUUGCUCUCUGAGCAACAAAAACAUCGUUUACAAAGGCCAAUUGGCACCGGUUCAAGUGUACACCUACUAUCACGACCUUGUAAACGUUGACUUUGCGGUUCACUUUGCAUUGGUUCAUUCUCGUUUCUCCACAAAUACAUUCCCCAGUUGGGAUCGUGCUCAACCAUUGAGAUGGGCUGCGCACAAUGGUGAAAUCAACACAUUGAGAGGUAACAAGAACUGGAUGCACGCGCGUGAAGGACGGAUGCGCUCAGAGUUCUUCGGUGAAGAUCUCGAAAAACUUUAUCCAAUCAUCGAAGUAGGAGGAUCUGAUUCCGCAGCUUUUGAUAACGUACUUGAAUUAUUGGUUAUCAACGGUGUUCUUUCCUUGCCAGAAGCUGUCAUGAUGUUGGUUCCCGAAGCCUGGCAAGACAAUGAAGAGAUGGAUCCAAAGAAAGCUGCUUUCUACGAGUGGGCGGCUUGUUUGAUGGAGCCUUGGGAUGGCCCAGCUUUGUUCACAUUUGCAGAUGGAAGAUACUGUGGUGCCACAUUGGAUCGAAACGGCCUGAGGCCAUGUAGAUUCUAUGUAACUGAUGAUGAUCGCAUUAUCUGUGCAUCCGAAGUUGGCACUAUUUUGAUUGAACCGGAACGCAUUGUUCAGAAGGGUAGAUUGCAGCCUGGGAGGAUGCUUUUAGUUGACACUGUUGAGGGACGCAUUGUUGAUGACAAGGAGUUGAAGAUGCAAGUCUCUUCUCGCUUCGACUUCACAACCUGGACACAGGAGCAAUUGAUUACCCUUCCAAAGGUCCAACAGAGCUUGAUGAGCUCUGGCGUAGUGCUUGAUCCUGAAUUGGACGAUAUCAGUAUUCAGAAUGAUAAAAGAUUGCUCGCGUUCGGAUACACAUUCGAGCAGGUCGGUUUGAUUCUAGGACCGAUGGCUGCCGAUUCGAAAGAAGCUCUAGGAUCCAUGGGUAAUGAUGGCCCACUAGCUUGCUUAGCAAACCAACCCCGUCUUUUGUACGAGUAUUUCCGUCAGCUUUUUGCCCAAGUCACAAACCCUCCUAUCGAUCCCAUUCGUGAGGCUGUUGUCAUGUCUCUUGAAUGCUAUGUCGGACCACAAGGCAAUCUUCUUGAAAUUGAUCCUUCUCAAUGCCAUCGUCUCCUGGUUCCUUCACCAGUUCUCUCUCUCCAGGAGUUCAAUGCCUUGCAUAACAUUCAGGAGUAUCAUAAAGAUUGGACGGUUCAGACGAUUGAUAUCACAUUCCCCAAGAGCAAGGGAGUGCCUGGUUAUAUCAACGCUAUUGAUGAAAUCUGCAACCAAGCAAAUGAGGCUGUCAAAGCAGGCUAUAAGAUAUUGGUCCUCUCUGAUCGUAACGCAUCGGCCGACCGUAUUGCAGUAUCUGCUCUUCUUGCAACUGGAGGUGUUCAUCAUCAUCUUAUCCGCAAUAAGGUACGCUCGAAGAUUGCUUUGAUUAUCGAGACCGCCGAAGCUAGAGAGGUUCAUCAUCUUUGUGUACUUCUCGGAUACGGUGCCGACGCUAUUUGCCCAUAUCUUGCAUUGGAAUGUAUUCUCAAGAUGAACCGCGAGAAAUUGAUCAGAGGGGGUCUUUCAGAUGAAAGAAUCGUCGAAAAUUACAAGCACUCAUGUGAUGGAGGUAUCUUGAAGGUCAUGAGUAAGAUGGGUAUUUCUACUUUGCAGAGCUACAAGGGUGCUCAGAUCUUUGAGGCGCUGGGUGUGGAUAAUUCUGUCGUCGAUAAGUGCUUCACAGGAACAGCAACACGUAUUAAGGGAAUUACAUUCGAAUAUAUCGCCCAAGACGCAUUCGCUUUCCACGAGCUGGGAUACCCAAGCCGUUCAAUUGUCUCUCUCCCUGGCCUUCCGGAAUCGGGAGAAUAUCAUUGGCGUGAUGGUGGUGAAGCUCAUGUUAACGACCCUGUCAGUAUUGCCAACAUCCAAGAUGCAGUGCGCACGAAAAACGACAAAUCCUAUGAAGCCUACUCUCUUUCAGAGUAUGAGCAAAUUAAGAAUUGUACCCUACGAGGAAUGUUGGACUUCAAUUUCGAAAAGUCUAAGCCAGUCCCGAUCGAUCAAGUAGAACCAUGGACCGAAAUUGUUCGUCGGUUCUGUACCGGUGCUAUGUCUUACGGAUCAAUCUCCAUGGAAUCUCACUCGACCCUUGCUAUUGCAAUGAACAGACUCGGCGGUAAAUCAAACACUGGCGAAGGCGGUGAAGAUCCUGAACGAAGUAAUGUCAUGGAAAAUGGCGAUACCAUGAGAUCGGCCAUCAAGCAGGUCGCGUCUGGGCGUUUUGGUGUCACUUCUCACUACUUGGCCGAUUCCGAUGAGCUUCAGAUCAAAAUGGCCCAAGGAGCGAAGCCUGGAGAGGGAGGCGAGCUUCCUGGUCACAAAGUCUCACAAUCGAUUGCACGUACCAGACAUUCAACUCCAGGUGUUGGGUUGAUUUCUCCUCCUCCACAUCACGAUAUUUAUUCCAUCGAGGACCUGAAACAGCUCAUUUAUGACCUGAAAUGCGCUAACCCCAGAGCCCGCGUUUCAGUCAAACUUGUCUCCGAAACCGGCGUUGGUAUCGUUGCAUCAGGUGUGGCUAAGGCCAAGGCUGACCACAUUCUUAUCUCAGGACAUGACGGUGGUACCGGUGCCUCUAGGUGGACUGGUAUCAAAUAUGCUGGACUACCAUGGGAGCUUGGUUUGGCCGAAACUCACCAAACACUCGUGUUGAAUGAUUUGCGUGGUCGUGUAAUUGUGCAAACAGAUGGUCAAUUACGCACAGGUCGUGACGUUGCUAUCGCCUGUUUACUAGGUGCCGAGGAAUGGGGAUUUGCGACUACACUCUAA